GUUGACAAUGUUUCACCAGAUUCUCUCCUCUGUGGUUCUUUUCUCUUCACUAGUUUUUAUGACCAAUGGACAAUCUUGCUGCGGCUACCCGGUUGACGCAAUUAAUGUAUCUGUAAUGAAUGUGACUGCAGCAGCCUUCCAGUGUUCAGAGCCAAUUUCCAUAAUGUGCCAAGUUACAUCGUUUGCUUUUACUGCAACAGGCAUUGCUGGAUUUGAUGGAAAUGGUGGGCACAAGUUUGAUAUUAUCGAAGAAAACGAGUUCCAAAUCGACGGUGCUCUCAUCUGCAACACUAACUCUGAACAAUGGCAUUUGGAGAAAUUUUCCAAGGAAUACAAAAUGUUCAGAUGCGCAUACAAACUGCCGAACGGAACAUGGAUAACUCCAUAAAAUUUUCCAUCAAAUUUAUUUAGUAAAAUUUGAAUAAAACUUGAAGUA
Molecule: messenger RNA, 436 nt
Organism: Caenorhabditis elegans
Lineage: Eukaryota; Metazoa; Nematoda; Chromadorea; Rhabditida; Rhabditidae
Gene: F26C11.4
Product: C6 domain-containing protein
Exons: 3
Coding region: 8-388 (126 amino acids)
Source: RefSeq, marked reviewed